CAGCCAGCCAACCACACACACAAUCAGACAGACAGCAAAGCUAACGAGGAGCUAGACGCAAUCAAUUUAUUUCACUCAGCUAGCGUAGCUAUCUUGGGAGAUCAUAAGGUCUAAUAAUAACAAAGUGCAUUUUAACAUCAAUGUCUGACGUUUUUGUGUUUUUCUUCGUAUGACUACCGAACAGUUAACUCAGCUUGCUAGCAAGCUGCAAGUGUGGUAGUUUGAGAAGUAGCUAGCGCCGUUAGUACUAGCGGUUUACACAGGUGCUAGCUAGCUAACCAGCUGCCAGAAUGAAUGUCGCAAAAAGUGGUUAUCGGGUCUUCUCUGCUAAUUCUACUGCAGCAUGUACAGAACUAGCCAAGAAGAUAACUGAGUAUGUAUAUUUUAUUGUAAUAGCUAAAUGUACGUGUUGUUAUGAUAGCUAGCUAGAUAGCUAACCAGCUAAUGUUGCUAGCUAGCACGCUACAAUGUGUAUGCUGCUGUUUGCAGGUGCAUGACCACAGGUGAAGUCAUUUGAAUUUAGCCAGAGCUCUUGCUUACUGUCAUUCAUCUAUUGGGUUUAUGAGUUGGUAAUCUGCUAGAUGUUGACAAUGACAUUCAGAGGCAUAAGGGAAUUUAUUUAAUGUGAGACAAUGUUGGGUGUCUCGGCUGUGUGAAACUGGGAACUGUCUGUUAUCAGUGACAUUGAAACAGCGAGGGAGUGCCUGUGAUCUAGCUUAACUCUUCCCAUGUCUAGAGGUGCGAGGUAGUGGGCCCACUGUCUCGGAAUUACAAUGUAACACAUUCCAAAAUGUAGCUAUUUUGCUUGGGUAUCAAAUGGUAGAGGUACAGUAGGCUUAGUCAGAGUGGGAUCAGUGUGAGACUCGAAAUUGAGCUCAGGUGGAUCCUGUUUCCAUUGAUCAUCCUUGAGAUGUUUCUACAACUUGAUUGGAGUCCACCUGUGGUAAAUUCAAUUGAUUGGACAUGAUUUGGAAAGGCGCACACCUGUAUAUAUAAGGUCCCACAGUUGACAGUGCAUGUCAGAGCAAAAACCAAGCCAUGAGGUCGAAUGAAUUGUCCGUAUAGCUCAGAGACAGGAUUGUGUCGAGGCACAGAUGUGGGGAAGGGUACCAAAACAUUUCUGCAGCAUUGAAGGUCCCCAAGAACACAGUGGCCUCCAUCAUUCUUAAAUGGAAGAAGUUUGGAACCACCAAGACUCUUCCUAGAGCUGGCUGCCCGGCCAAACUGAGCAAUAUGGGGAGAAGGGCCUUGGUCAGGGAGGUGACCAAGAACCCGAUGUUCACUCUGACAGAGCUCCAGAGUUCCUCUGUGGAGAUGGGAGAACCUUCCAGAAGGACAACCAUCUCUGCAGCACUCCCAACAAUCAGGCCUUUAUGGUAGAGUGGCCAGAACGAAGCCACUCCUAAGUAAAAGGCACAUGACAACCCGCUUGGAGUUUGCCAAAAGGCACCUAAAGGACUCUCAGACCAUGACAAACAAGAUUGGUCUGAUGAAACCAAGAUUCAACUAUUUGGCCUGAAUGCCAAGCGUCACGUCUGGGGACACCUGGCACCAUCCCUACGGUGAAGCGUGGUGGUGGCAGCCAAAUCAAAUCAAAUUGUAUUUGUCACAUACACGUGUUUAGCAGAUGUUAUAGCGGGUGUAGCGAAAUGCUUGUGCUUCUAGCUCCGACAGUGCAGUAAUAUCUAACAAGUAAUAUCUAACAAUUUCACAACAUAUACCCAAUACACACAAAACUAGUAAGGAAUGGGAUUUAAGAAUAUAUACAUACAGUGGGGAGAACAAGUAUUUGAUACAAUGCCGAUUUUGCAGGUUUUCCUACUUACAAAGCAUGUAGAGGUCUGUAAUUUUUAUCAUAGGUACACCUCAACUGUGAGAGAUGGAAUCUAAAACAAAAAUCCAGAAAAUCACAUUGUAUGAUUUUUAAGUAAUUAAUUUGCAUUUUAUUGCAUGACAUAAGUAUUUGAUCAACUGCCAACCAGUAAGAAUUCCGUCUCUCACAGACCUGUUCGUUUUUCUUUAAGAAGCCCUCCUGUUCUCCACUCAUUACCUGUAUUAACUGCACCUGUUUGAACUCGUUACCUGUAUAAAAGACACCUGUCCACACACUCAAUCAAACAGACUCCAACCUCUCCACAAUGGCCAAGACCAGAGAGCUGUGUAAGGACAUCAGGGAUAAAAUUGUAGACCUGCACAAGGCUGGGAUGGGCUACAGGACAAUAGGCAAGCAGCUUGGUGAGAAGGCAAUAACUGUUGCCGCAAUUAUUAGAAAAUGGAAGAAGUUCAAGAUGACGGUCAAUCACCCUCGGUCUGGGGCUCCAUGCAAGAUCUCACCUCGUGGGGCAUCAAUGAUCAUGAGGAAGGUGAGGGAUCAGCCCAGAACUACACGGCAGGACCUGGUCAAUGACCUGAAGAGAGCUGGGACCACAGUCUCAAAGAAAACCAUUAGUAACACACUACGCCGUCAUGGAUUAAAAUCCUGCAGUGCACGCAAGGUCCCCCUGCUCAAGCCAGCGCAUGUCCAGGCCCGUCUGAAGUUUGCCAAUGACCAUCUGGAUGAUCCAGAGGAGGAAUGGGAGAAGGUAAUGUGGUCUGAUGAGACAAAAAUAGAGCUUUUUGGUCUAAACUCCACUCGCCGUGUUUGGAGGAAGAAGAAGGAUGAGUACAACCUCAAGAACACCAUCCCAACCGUGAAGCAUGGAGGUGGAAACAUCAUUCUUUGGGGAUGCUUUUCUGCAAAGGGGACAGGACGACUGCACCGUAUUGAGGGGAGGAUGGAUGGGGCCAUGUAUCGCGAGAUCUUGGCCAACAACCUCCUUCCCUCAGUAAGAGCAUUGAAGAUGGGUCGUGGCUGGGUCUUCCAGCAUGGCAACGACCCGAAACACACAGCCAGGGCAACUAAGGAGUGGCUCCGUAAGAAGCAUCUCAAGGUCCUGGAGUGGCCUAGCCAGUCUCCAGACCUGAACCCAAUAGAAAAUCUUUGGAGGGAGCUGAAAGUCCGUAUUGCCCAGCAACAGUCCCGAAACCUGAAGGAUCUGGAGAAGGUCUGUAUGGAGGAGUGGGCCAAAAUCCCUGCUGCAGUGUGUGCAAACCUGGUCAAGACCUACAGGAAACGUAUGAUCUCUGUAAUUGCAAACAAAGGUUUCUGUACCAAAUAUUAAGUUCUGCUUUUCUGAUGUAUCAAAUACUUAUGUCAUGCAAUAAAAUGCAAAUUAAUUACUUAAAAAUCAUACAAUGUGAUUUUCUGGAUUUUUGUUUUAGAUUCCAUCUCUCACAGUUGAGGUGUACCUAUGAUAAAAAUUACAGACCUCUACAUGCUUUGUAAGUAGGAAAACCUGCAAAUUGGCAGUGUAUCAAAUACUUGUUCUCCCCACUGUAUAUGGACAAGCAAUGACAGAGCGGCAUGGACUAAGAUACAGUAGAAUAUUAUAGAAUAGAAUGCAGUAUAUACAUAUGAGAUGAGUAGUGCAAGAUAUGUAAACAUUAUUAAUGUGACUAGUGUUCCAUUUCUUAAAGUGGCCAGUGAUUUCAAUAGGCAGCAGCAGCCUCUAAUGUGCUAGUGAUGGCUAUUUAACAGUCUGAUGGCCUUGAGAUAGAAGCUGUUUUUCAUUCUCUCGGUCCCAGCUUUGAUGCACCUGUACAGACCUCGCCUUCUGGAUGAUAGUGGGGUGAACAGGCAGUGGCUUGGGUGGUUGAUGUCCUUGAUGAUUUUUUUGGCCUUCCUGUGACAUCGGGUGCUGUAUGUGUCUUGGAGGGCGGGUAGUUUGCCCCUGGUAAUGCGUUCGGCAGACCGCAACACCCUCUGGAGAGCCCUGCGGUUGCGGGCGGUGCAGUUGCCUUACCAGGCGGUGAUACAGCCCGACACGAUGCUCUCAAUUGUGCAUCUGUAAAAGUUUGUGAGGGUUUUAGGUGCUAAGCCGAAUUUCUUCAGCCUCCUGAGGUUGAAGAGGCUCUGUUGCGCCUUCUUCACCACACUGUCUGCGUGGGUGGACCAUUUCAGUUUGUCGGUGAUGUGUAUGCCAAGGAACUUGAAGCUUUCCACCUUCUCCACUGCGGUCCCGUCGAUGUGGAUAGGGGGGUGCACCCUCUGCUGUUUCAGUCCACGAUCAUCUCCUUUGUUUUGUUGAUGUUGAGUGAGAGGUUAUUUUCCUGGCACCACACUCCCAGAGCCCUCACCUCCUCCCUGUAGGCGGUCUCGUCAUUGUUGGUAAUCAAGCCUACUACUGUUGUGUCGUCUGCAAACUUGAUGAUUUAGUUGGAGGCGUGCUUGGCCACGGUGCUUCAACAAAGUACUGAGUAAAGGGUCUGAAUACUUAUGUAAAUGUGAUAUUUCAGUUUUUUCUUUUUAAUAAAUUAGGAAAAAUUUCUAAAAACCUGUUUUUGCUUUGUCAUUAUGGGGUAUUAUUUAAUCAACUUUAGAAUAAGGCUGUAACAACAAAAUGUGGAAAAGGUCAAGGGGUCUGAAUACUUUCUGAAUGCACUGUAUAAAUCAUUGGUUUAAACCAGGGGUUGGAACCAAAAUUAUUUUCCAAUCGUUUCAUUCUGAAAAUAUAUAUAUUUUUUUUGUUCUGUUCCACUGUUCCUACCAGCAAAAUGAAGUUGUGAACCGUUUCGAACCCAAAAUAAUUAACGGUUUAUGUUGUUCAUUUUUGUUCCUUUUUAAACCUCUGAAAUUGAUUUUUUUUAAAACAUUUAGCUCGACAUUAAAUCACUUCAUCAAUUAGUGCAGCUAGAAUAGCUUGCUAUGGACCAGGCAAGCUAUUUACAUGGAUUGGACAGACACUUGUAGGGUGCGAGAUGCGACUGAAAUUGAGAGCGAGAGAGGGAGGAGGAGGCUUGGCUUGACGCGCUGGGCAUCUUGUUGUUAUGACAUGCAUUAUCUGAAUUACAUUUACAUUUUAGUCAUUUAGCAGACGCUCUUAUCCAGAGUGACUUACAGUUAGUGAGUGCAUACAUUUUUCAUACUGGCCCCCCGUGGGAAUCGAACCCACACCCCUGGCGUUGCAAGCGCCAUGCUCUACCAACUGAGCUACAGAAGGCCUGUAGUCCCACAGAAUUAUGCUUACCGAGGAGCGACUUCUAUGAAGGAACUUUGAAUGUCUGACCUUCAGAGAGUUGGCCAUUGGACCAGAGCUAGCUAGCUAACAAGCUUGUGUGUGCAGAGCGGCACCAGAAUUAAAACAAAAACACGUCUUACAUUUGUAUAGUUUCUGAGCGACAGAGGUAGGGCUUUGCAUAGGCUUUUGUUGUGUUUUUAUGUGGGACUGGAAAAAAAUGCCUGGAACGUAAAAUAAUGUUAUUUACUGGUUCCCAUACUUUUAAAAUAACUGUUCUGUUUUGGAACAGUAUAGAUCACUUUCAUUCCCGAUUCUGUUCCUCCCAAAAAUAAAUUGGUUCUGUUCCCUGAACCAGUUCCAACCCCUGGUUGAAACCCAGUCACUCUGCCUACUGUGCUAAUACAAAUGACACCUUAUUUGUUUGGCCUGAUACAAAGCAUUUCUCUCUUUGGAAAACAUGAAAUGUUACAGAUAAGUGUUUACAAUGGCUUGAUAAUUAUGCCCUAGUUAACAGAAACUAGGCUCAACACAUUUGGGGAGCUGCAAGUGUAAAGUUAGCAUUUUACCGACAUUUGCUGUUGAUUCAACUUUAUGUGACCCUUGAUAGAGACCAGAGUAGAUGUGAAGGAAUCCGUUCGCGGCCAAACUAUCUUCAUCAUCCAGACCAUACCCAGGUGAGUAGACUGAAAUAUGUCAUCUCCCCCACACUUCUGUGUCUAGGACACAGACACACCAAUACUGUGUGUGUAAUGUGGUGCAGCCCUAAGGACUAUGCAUAUCAAUCUAUGUUGUAGGAGGGGUAUUCACACAGUCAUAUCACGUUAGGUUACAUUACCUAUAUUUAAAUCUGUUUGAUUCACACACUAUAAAUCAGACACAAGCUCAUCUGCCAUAAUAUGAAUAGCUACCAGUGUUAUUAAUAGUCAUCCUCUUAUGUCAUCUGGCUUGGCAUGCACAAGCUGUACUGAGCAUAUAUUGUUGCCCUCUGCUGGACAGUUGCUCAGCAUGGGUUUGCACUGAACGGACCAUAAAUGUGACCAUCAUUAUUUGUUAUUGACACUUUUCCCUUGUUUUAACCAGAGAUGUGAACACGGCCAUCAUGGAGCUGCUGGUCAUGGCCUACGCCCUCAAGACCUCCUGUGCCAAGAACAUCAUUGGGGUCAUCCCCUACUUCCCCUACAGCAAGCAGUGUAAGAUGAGGAAGAGGGGUUCCAUAGUGUGCAAGCUGCUGGCUUCCAUGCUAGCCAAAGCAGGUAAUUACAGUCUGUAUGCAAGUGUUAACAGUUUACUGUUUACAUUGCCCUUGACCAUCUGUGUUAAAGGAAAAUGUCUACAUUUUCCAACUUCACAUUCGUCCUCUCCAGCCCCACCCCAACAUCAACAUAUGUGAAAAUGGAGUGUUUAUUUUGUUUUGUGGAAAAAUAAUAUAGAGGAAGAUAAGUGUUUCCAAUGACAUCAUCAGUGUGCAUCAUGUGAUUUUAACCAAUAAUGAGUAGGCAUCGACUUCUAAUUGUCUACUAAUUGGUUGAUGAUGUCAUUGGAAACACUUAUCUGCCUCUAUCUUUUUUACUACUAAACAUAGAAACAUGCCAUUUUCACAUAUGUUGAUGUCGGGGUGGUGCUGGAGAAGAAUUUGAAGUUGAAAAUGAUUUAAAUUUCCCUUUAAACUUGCCGCUGUGGCUGAUUUCUCAUUCUGCACCUUCUCUUAAAAGCAGACUGCUGUUUCUUCAGUCUCUUUUCUCAUCCCCUCUCUUUCUCCUUCCAGGUUUAACUCACAUCAUCACAAUGGAUUUACAUCAGAAGGAGAUCCAGGGCUUCUUCAGUUUUCCAGUGGACAACCUGCGUGCCUCCCCCUUCCUGCUUCAGUACAUCCAGGAGGAGGUAACAAUCUCACUGUAGCUCAUGUGCCAUGCCUGGUUGUAAAGUUGUAAGAUCGUAAACUACACACAGCAGCCUAUUCGAUGUAAAAUGUGGUCUCCUCUCACUUCCCUUCAGGUCCCAGAUUAUAGAAACGCCAUUAUUGUUGCAAAGUCACCGUCUGCUGCUAAGAGGUAAAAUACUAUUUAGUUACAGAGCCCUGGAGUGUGAUCAUAUAAUGUAAAUAAUGUAAAGGUGUGUCUGCAUUUCUCCAGUGUUUUCUUGCUGUUGUCUUUCAGAGCUCAGUCCUAUGCAGAGCGACUGCGUUUGGGCCUGGCAGUGAUGCAUGGGGAGGCUCAGUGUUCAGAGUCUGACAUGGCGGACGGACGACACUCUCCCCCCUGUGUCCGUAACACCUCAGGACACCCUGGGCUGGAGCUGCCUUGUAAGACCUCUCUAGAAGCCCUAUAUAGCUUGGUACCAGCCAGGUAUAGUUGUAGUCAGUCUGCCAUCAGAUCAAAUUGAAACUGUAUCUAUGUCUGUAGCUUCCCCAAUUCAUUAGUGUUGGUCAGGCUAUGUCUGUUAGAUAUAGAUAGAUGCAUAGAUGCCCGUGCUCUUCAAUGGUUGCAUCCAAAAGUAUGUUAAGUGUAGUGUGAAAUGUUCGUCGGAAUUAUUUGAAUCAUUAUUUCAAACCCCCAAAACAUCCAUGGCAAAAUCCUCAUCAUGAAUUUAAUGUCAGCACUAACAGCUUCAUAAAAGUAAUGAUUCUGCUGUAACCAUUUUAACACCUGACAUUCUUUUUAAAGGAUCUUGAAUAUUGUAGCCUAUUUACUGCACGCUCUAACACCACAGAUACACAGCCUCUACUAAUGUUGCAACCUUAGCCUCCGUAAAAUGUUCUUAAGGCAUUCAUACCAAAUUGUUUUAGAAUGGUUUAGAUGUUUAAAAAUGACAUUUUGGAUAAGAGAACAUACAUUUUGUUUUUCAUUUUGAGAGGAUGACACUAACUUGAUAUUGGAUAUGUAGUUCAACACAUUUUCUCAGUACAUUCGUGGUAAGGCUGUUAAAACAGUUGGGUCUGACAAAAUAUGGUCAGACUUUCUGUCUGGGCUUUGUGUAAUUGGCAAAUGACUCCAGAGUAUUUAUUAUGCCCAACUGGCUGCCCCCCCCCUUCAGUUUUAGUGUUUGUAAUAAUAUUUGUAUUAUUUACUUCAUUUAUUAUCCUUGACUUUAAAAAUCCUCUUAUUGUAAGCCUGGGUCAGUUGCAAACUGCCCUACACAUUUCUUGAAUGAAUAAGCUUGAAGUCCUAGAGGAAUAGUUUUGGAUUCUUCACUAAGUAACACACGGGUUAGCUUGAAAGAUUUUGCUUAAUGUAAGAGGAUUUUCCAAGUCCUGGCUUCAUGUCUUAGUAGUCUAUGUUAUGUGGAGUCUCUGUGGAUGUGUGUUAACGUGGUGUUUAUUUGUUGGUAAUAGCUGGCAGCAAACAACAAGCUCCGUUCCCAGGCAUAGAGCUCCCAAGUACGACCGUAAACUUUAAUUAGCUUUUGACCACCAAAUGGUUCCUCUCCAAAUGGUUCCUCAAUGCGUGCAUGUAGUGAUCAAGGGUUUUCGAAUCAUCUUGCCAACGAACAGUCUUAAGUACAGGGUCCUCAGUUGUGAGCACAAAAAAUACUAUCAAUGGACCAAUUACAUUUACAUUUUAGUCAUUUAGCAGACGCUCUUAUCCAGAGCGACUUACAUGAGCAAUUAGGGUUAAGUGCCUUGCUCAAGGGCACAUCGACAGAUUUUUCACCUAGUCGGCUCGGGGAUUAGAACCAGCGACCUUUCGGUUACUGGCACAACGCUCUUAACCACUAAGCUACCUGCCGCCCAUGGCAAUUAAAAAUGAUAUGGAUCAGCUAGUUGAUGUGCUCUAGCGCUACAGAUCCAUAGUGGAUGUGCUGACGCCUGUUGUUACCCUCACUACAUACUGUAGAUGAAAUCAUCAUAAGGAAUGGGAUCAAUGUCUUCCUUGAUCCACAGUCAGGUCUCCAGCAGUGUGCCGGUGUCAGAGGCAGAGACUUUAGAUUGUUCUGCAAGAUGGCCGAAAGCCCUCCGUUAGUUGCUUUGUGAGACUCUCUUCAAUCAUUUGUCAAAUGGAACCAUUUCUCCCAGAUACAUGUUUUUAUUUUCAUCCGGACUCAUCUUGCCAAUCAACACAUCAUGCUUCCCUAUUGAAGCCUCGACCGAAGCAGUCUAACACCUGGCCUUCAGAAAUGCAUGUUUUAAUACUAAUUAAGCAUGCCUUUGAUAUAUAGGCCUAAUACGUCAUGAUAGGAAGAGGAAACAGGAUAAUCAUUUUUUUCUGAAUCUAAAGCAAAGAUCCAGAUUUUUGAGUGGGUGGCAACAUGUUCUUGUGUGUGCUGCUGAACACACACAAUACAGUACACCACAGUAGGUGAGGUCAGGGUUAUGCUGUGUUCAACCUCUUCCCUGCUGCCCAUACAAACCAGUGGGCUGCUGUGUCACACACCUUGGGCCUUCCCACAUUUAAAUAACCAGAGUUGUACAGAGAAACAGCAAUCAGAAGGUGUUUGGAUCUAUAAAUCCCAAAAGUGGACCCUACAUGUCAAUAACAACACAUCUACUGGUUUGGGUGUGCAAAUCUGAUUAUAACCUCAAACCAUGACUAUCACAUAUUAGCUGUAUAGUUGUAUUAUAGCAAAUGUAUUCCUUAGCUCAGCAAUGCUAGCUUCUAGCCUAAUUGAGAGGAUUGCUGAGAUCUUCAGGCUUUUCAACUCUUGCCUCACAUAUAUCCAAGACAAGUUUAUCACCAACAUAUGUGUAGGCCUAACUAUAGUUUUUACUAGAUAAUUUCAAUGAAUUUCUAUAUUCUACCUGAAAACAUUCUAGGUAGUACAUAUGUUUAAGACUACAGAAGAUUUUAAAACCUAGUGAUGAUGUUGAUGCAUUUUGAAAAGCUGAAAUGUUCCAGUGCUUAUUAUUGCUUGUGUGUGGUCCCCUGUAAGGAAGGCAUGUGUUCCAGGCAUGAACCUGUGUUCCCUACUCUUCUCUAGCUUUCACUCCCUCAAUCAGCUUCCCCACUCUGGCUGGCAGAUUGUCCAUCCGCUGAUUGUGCGCUUCCCCCAUUGACUGACAACAGUGGUGUUCAAUAAGACAAACCAGGAACAUUAGUAAGCGUGUGAUUACCUCAUCAGUGCUUGUCUGCCUCUAUCGUUUUUGAUGGAUUAACGACAAGAUUAGGUUGUGCAUAUUGCUAUAUGCAAACUGUUGCCAAAUGUCUGCUCUGAGCAGGCAGUGUUGUGGAGGCAAUUCGAUAUCAGUCUGAUUGGGUAUGCUGGGCAAAAGGCCUGUCAUUUUGAUUCUGCGUGCGCUGUAAUGAGUUUUGCAUUCUAGUUAAAUCUAUAAGAGUAUAAUGGGGACAAUUGACAGAAUUUAUCAAAUUUCCCAAUUACAUCUCAUUUUGAAAAGAGAAUGUUAACCAGUUACCAAGAAGGGGUGGAAUUGCAUGGAAAAUGAACUAAUUGAAGAAUACAUAAUCAUAACAGUGAUUGAAAUUGGAGUUUGUAAUUGCUUUUAACCCAUCUUACCCAAUCUACUCUGAGAUGUAUGCUCAUUAGUUUUAUUGUUUAGGCCUACGGAUACUGUAUGUGAUGACUGUAGCAGUGACCAGUUCGUUCUUCCUUUUCAGUAAUGAUGGCCAAGGAGAAGCCCCCGAUCACUGUUGUAGGAGAUGUGGGAGGAAGAAUCGCCAUCAUUGUUGUAAGAAAUGUGCCCCUUUGUUGGGCCGUUGUGAUUGUACAGAAGGCCUGUGCAAUGAGCCUGAAAUAAUUGCUAAUCGCCGAAUCAUGCCUUAGAUGAGACUACAGGCAAUUAUGGAACACUCAGACUACCCUGGGCUGUGUUCUCCCUUUAAGCCUCUCUAGAGCCCUAUAUAGCUGGUACCAGCCAGUAUAGUUGUAGUCAUCAGAUCAAUUGAAACUGUAUCUAUUCUGUGACUUCCCCAAUUCAUUAGUGUUGGUCAGGCUAUGUCUGUUAGAUAUAGAUAGAUGCAUAGAUGCCCGUGCUCUUCAAUGGUUGCAUCCAAAAGUAUGUUAAGUGUAGUGUGAAAUGUUCGUCGGAAUUAUUUGAAUCAUUAUUUCAAACCCCCAAAACAUCCAUGGCAAAAUCCUCAUCAUGAAUUUAAUGUCAGCACUAACAGCUUCAUAAAAGUAAUGAUUCUGCUGUAACCAUUUUAACACCUGACAUUCUUUUUAAAGGAUCUUGAAUUUUGUAGCCUAUUUACUGCACGCUCUAACACCACAGAUACACAGCCUCUACUAAUGUUGCAACCUUAGCCUCCGUAAAAUGUUCUUAAGGCAUUCAUACCAAAUUGUUUUAGAAUGGUUUAGAUGUUUAAAAAUGACAUUUUGGAUAAGAGAACAUACAUUUUGUUUUUCAUUUUGAGAGGAUGACACUAACUUGAUAUUGGAUAUGUAGUUCAACACAUUUUCUCAGUACAUUCGUGGUAAGGCUGUUAAAACAGUUGGGUCUGACAAAAUAUGGUCAGACUUUCUGUCUGGGCUUUGUGUAAUUGGCAAAUGACUCCAGAGUAUUUAUUAUGCCCAACUGGCUGCCCCCCCCCUUCAGUUUUAGUGUUUGUAAUAAUAUUUGUAUUAUUUACUUCAUUUAUUAUCCUUGACUUUAAAAAUCCUCUUAUUGUAAGCCUGGGUCAGUUGCAAACUGCCCUACACAUUUCUUGAAUGAAUAAGCUUGAAGUCCUAGAGGAAUAGUUUUGGAUUCUUCACUAAGUAACACACGGGUUAGCUUGAAAGAUUUUGCUUAAUGUAAGAGGAUUUUCCAAGUCCUGGCUUCAUGUCUUAGUAGUCUAUGUUAUGUGGAGUCUCUGUGGAUGUGUGUUAACGUGGUGUUUAUUUGUUGGUAAUAGCUGGCAGCAAACAACAAGCUCCGUUCCCAGGCAUAGAGCUCCCAAGUACGACCGUAAACUUUAAUUAGCUUUUGACCACCAAAUGGUUCCUCUCCAAAUGGUUCCUCAAUGCGUGCAUGUAGUGAUCAAGGGUUUUCGAAUCAUCUUGCCAACGAACAGUCUUAAGUACAGGGUCCUCAGUUGUGAGCACAAAAAAUACUAUCAAUGGACCAAUUACAUUUACAUUUACAUUUUAGUCAUUUAGCAGACGCUCUUAUCCAGAGCGACUUACAUGAGCAAUUAGGGUUAAGUGCCUUGCUCAAGGGCACAUCGACAGAUUUUUCACCUAGUCGGCUCGGGGAUUAGAACCAGCGACCUUUCGGUUACUGGCACAACGCUCUUAACCACUAAGCUACCUGCCGCCCAUGGCAAUUAAAAAUGAUAUGGAUCAGCUAGUUGAUGUGCUCUAGCGCUACAGAUCCAUAGUGGAUGUGCUGACGCCUGUUGUUACCCUCACUACAUACUGUAGAUGAAAUCAUCAUAAGGAAUGGGAUCAAUGUCUUCCUUGAUCCACAGUCAGGUCUCCAGCAGUGUGCCGGUGUCAGAGGCAGAGACUUUAGAUUGUUCUGCAAGAUGGCCGAAAGCCCUCCGUUAGUUGCUUUGUGAGACUCUCUUCAAUCAUUUGUCAAAUGGAACCAUUUCUCCCAGAUACAUGUUUUUAUUUUCAUCCGGACUCAUCUUGCCAAUCAACACAUCAUGCUUCCCUAUUGAAGCCUCGACCGAAGCAGUCUAACACCUGGCCUUCAGAAAUGCAUGUUUUAAUACUAAUUAAGCAUGCCUUUGAUAUAUAGGCCUAAUACGUCAUGAUAGGAAGAGGAAACAGGAUAAUCAUUUUUUUCUGAAUCUAAAGCAAAGAUCCAGAUUUUUGAGUGGGUGGCAACAUGUUCUUGUGUGUGCUGCUGAACACACACAAUACAGUACACCACAGUAGGUGAGGUCAGGGUUAUGCUGUGUUCAACCUCUUCCCUGCUGCCCAUACAAACCAGUGGGCUGCUGUGUCACACACCUUGGGCCUUCCCACAUUUAAAUAACCAGAGUUGUACAGAGAAACAGCAAUCAGAAGGUGUUUGGAUCUAUAAAUCCCAAAAGUGGACCCUACAUGUCAAUAACAACACAUCUACUGGUUUGGGUGUGCAAAUCUGAUUAUAACCUCAAACCAUGACUAUCACAUAUUAGCUGUAUAGUUGUAUUAUAGCAAAUGUAUUCCUUAGCUCAGCAAUGCUAGCUUCUAGCCUAAUUGAGAGGAUUGCUGAGAUCUUCAGGCUUUUCAACUCUUGCCUCACAUAUAUCCAAGACAAGUUUAUCACCAACAUAUGUGUAGGCCUAACUAUAGUUUUUACUAGAUAAUUUCAAUGAAUUUCUAUAUUCUACCUGAAAACAUUCUAGGUAGUACAUAUGUUUAAGACUACAGAAGAUUUUAAAACCUAGUGAUGAUGUUGAUGCAUUUUGAAAAGCUGAAAUGUUCCAGUGCUUAUUAUUGCUUGUGUGUGGUCCCCUGUAAGGAAGGCAUGUGUUCCAGGCAUGAACCUGUGUUCCCUACUCUUCUCUAGCUUUCACUCCCUCAAUCAGCUUCCCCACUCUGGCUGGCAGAUUGUCCAUCCGCUGAUUGUGCGCUUCCCCCAUUGACUGACAACAGUGGUGUUCAAUAAGACAAACCAGGAACAUUAGUAAGCGUGUGAUUACCUCAUCAGUGCUUGUCUGCCUCUAUCGUUUUUGAUGGAUUAACGACAAGAUUAGGUUGUGCAUAUUGCUAUAUGCAAACUGUUGCCAAAUGUCUGCUCUGAGCAGGCAGUGUUGUGGAGGCAAUUCGAUAUCAGUCUGAUUGGGUAUGCUGGGCAAAAGGCCUGUCAUUUUGAUUCUGCGUGCGCUGUAAUGAGUUUUGCAUUCUAGUUAAAUCUAUAAGAGUAUAAUGGGGACAAUUGACAGAAUUUAUCAAAUUUCCCAAUUACAUCUCAUUUUGAAAAGAGAAUGUUAACCAGUUACCAAGAAGGGGUGGAAUUGCAUGGAAAAUGAACUAAUUGAAGAAUACAUAAUCAUAACAGUGAUUGAAAUUGGAGUUUGUAAUUGCUUUUAACCCAUCUUACCCAAUCUACUCUGAGAUGUAUGCUCAUUAGUUUUAUUGUUUAGGCCUACGGAUACUGUAUGUGAUGACUGUAGCAGUGACCAGUUCGUUCUUCCUUUUCAGUAAUGAUGGCCAAGGAGAAGCCCCCGAUCACUGUUGUAGGAGAUGUGGGAGGAAGAAUCGCCAUCAUUGUUGUAAGAAAUGUGCCCCUUUGUUUGGGCCGUUUGUGAUUUGUACAGGAAGGCCUGUGCUAAAAUGAGCCACUUGAAAUUAAUUUGCUAAAUUCUGCCACAUUUGAAUUUAAUAACAGAAUAUGACACCCUUAGAUUAUGGAUGAAGGAACUACAGGCAUAUCUAUGCUGAUAUGUCUCAUACAAAAUACAUCAUUUCCAAUCCCAUGGUUGCUGUUCUUUCCCAGGAUGACAUCAUAGACGACGUGGAGGACUUUGUGGCGGCAGCUGAGAUUCUGAAGGAGAGAGGAGCUUACAAGAUCUACAUCAUGGCUACACAUGGGCUGCUGUCUGCUGAUGCCCCCCGCCUUAUUGAGGAGUCUGCCAUCGACGAGGUGAGAUACAGACGUAGGAUCUUAAUUUGAGACAGUCUGCUACAGCAGGAAAAUAAUCCUGUCGCAACAGGAAAUGUGAAUUAUGUGGAUUAUAAUUAAUGGACAUUUUUUGUAGGGGUUGAUAAAUUUUUUGUAAGGGAAAAUCAAGUCUGAAAUUUCGAAGUGGAAAUGACAAACUUCAGAACCCUUUUAAAACUUUAAAUACACUACCAAGUUUUACAUUUCCUGCAUUGCAUUACAUUUCCUGCAACAGGGUGAUCAAAUUAAGAUCCUACAUCUGUAACAUCCUAUCUUCAGAGUUCGUACUGCUUGGUGAACUAAACUGGGAUAUGCUUAACACCCCGGCCAUCCUACAAUCUAAACUAGAUGCCCUCAAUCUCACACAAAUUAUCAAGGAACCUACCAGGUACAACCCUAAAUCCGUAAACAUGGGCACCCUCAUAGAUAUCAUCCUGACUAAUUGACCCUCUAAAUACACCUCCGCUGUCUUCAACCAGGAUCUCAGCGAUCACUGCCUCAUUGCCUGCGUCCGUAAUGGGUCCGCGGUCAAACGACCACCCCUCAUCACUGUCAAAUGCUCCCUAAAACACUUCAGCGAGCAGGCCUUUCUAAUUGACCUGGCCCGGGUAUCCUGGAUGGAUAUUGACCUCAUUCCGUCAGUAGAGGAUGCCUGGAUGUUCUUCAAAAGUGCUUUCCUCUCAAUCUUAAAUACGCAUGCCCCAUUCAAAAAAUUCCGAACUAAGAACAGAUAUAGCCCCUGGUUCACCCCAGACUUGACUGCCCUUGACCAGCACAAAAACAUCCUGUGGCGUACUGCAUUAGCAUCGAACAGCCCCCGCGAUAUGCAUAUAGGAACCAAUAUACACAAUCAGUUAGGAAAGCAAAGGCUAGCUUUUUCAAACAGAAAUUUGCUUCCUGUAGCACUAACUCCAAAAAGUUUUGGGACACUGUAAAGUCCAUGGAGAAUAAGAGCACCUCCUCCCAGCUACCAACUGCACUGAGGCUAGGAAACACUGUCACCACCGAUAAAUCUACGAUAAUCGAGAAUUUCAAUAAGCAUUUUGCUACGGCUGGCCAUGCUUUCCACCUGGCUACCCCUACCCCGGCCACCAGCUCUGCACCCUCCGCUGCAACUUGCCCAUGCCCCCCCCGCUUCUCCUUCACCCAAAUAGCUGAUGUCCUGAAAGAGCUGCUAAAUCUGGACCCCUAUAAAUCAGCUGGGCUAGACCAUCUGGACCCUUUCUUUCUAAAAUUAGCCGCCAAAAUUGUCGCAACCCCUAUUACUAGCCUGUUCAACCUCUCUUUCGUAUCGUCUGAGAUCCCCAGAGAUUGGAAAGCUGCCGCGGUCAUCCCCCUCUUCAAAGGGGGUGACACUCUAGAUCCAAACUGUUACAGACCUAUAUCCAUCCUGCCCUGCCCUUCGAAAGUAUUUGAAAGCCAAGUUAACAAACAGACCAUUUCGAAUCCCACCGUACCUUCUCCGCUAUGCAAUCUGGUUUCCGAGCUGGUCAUGGCUGCACCUCAGCCACGCUCAAGGUCCUAAACGAUAUAAUAACCGCAAUCGAUAAAAGACAGUACUGUGCAGCCGUCUUCAUCGACCUGGCCAAGGCUUUUGACUCUGUCAAUCACCGCAUUCUUAUUGGCAGACUAAAUAGCCUUGGUUUCUCAAAUGACUGCCUCGCCUGGUUCACCAACUACUUCUCAGAUAGAGUUCAAUGUGUCAAAUCGGAGGGCCUGUUGUCUGGACCUCUGGCAGUCUCUAUGGGGGUGCCACAGGGUUCAAUUCUCGGGCCGACUCUAUUCUCUGUGUAUAUCAAUGAUGUCGCUCUUGCUGCUGGUGACUCUCAGAUCCACCUCUACGCAGACGACACCAUUUUGUACACAUCUGGCCCUUCAUUGGACACUGUGUUAACAAACCUCCAAACGAGCUUCAAUGCCAUACAACACUCCUUCCGUGGCCUCCAACUGCUCUUAAACGCUAGGAAAACUAAAUGCAUGCUCUUCAUUCGAACGCUGCUUGCACCCACCCGCCCGACUAGAAUCACUACUCUCGGCGGGUCUGACUUAGAAUAUGUGGACAACUACAAAUACCUAGGUGUCUGGUUAGACCGUAAACUCUCCUUCCAGACUCACAUUAAGCAUCUCCAAUCCAAAGUUAAAUCUAGAAUCAGCUUCCUAUUUCGCAACAAAGCCUCCUUCACUCAUGCUGCUAAACAUGCCCUCGUAAAACGGACUAUCCUACUGAUCCUUGACUUCGUCGAUGUCAUUUACAAAAUAGCUUCCAACACUCUACUCAGCAAAUUGGAUGUAGUCUAUCACAGUGCCAUCCGUUUUGUCACCAAAGCACCAUAUACUACCCACCAUUGUGACCUGUAUGCUCUCGUUGGCUGGCCCUCACUACAUAUUCGUUGCCAAACCCACUGGCUCCAGGUCAUCUAUAAAUCACUUCUAGGCAAAUCCCUGCCUUAUCUUAGAUCAUUGGUCACCAUAGCAACACCCACCCGUAGUAUGUGUUCCAGCAGGUAUAUCUCACUGGUCAUCCCCAAAGCCAACACCUCCUUUGGCCGCCAUUCCUUCCAGUUGUCUGCUGCAAAUGACUGGAACGAACUGCAAAAAUCUCUGAAGCUGGAGACACUUAUCGCCCUCACUAACUUUAAGCAUCAGUUGUCAGAGCAGCUUACCGAUCACUGCACCUGUACACAGCCCAUCUGUAAUUAGCCCACCCAACUACCUCAUCCCCAUAUUGUUAUUUACAUUGUUAUUUAUUUUGCUCAUUUGCACCCCAGUAUCUCUAUUUGCACAUCAUCUUCUGCACAUCUAUCACUCCAGUGUUAAUACUAAAUUGUAUUUAUUUUGCACUAUGGCCUAUUUAUUGCCUUACCUCCAUAACUUACUACAUUUGCACACACUGUAUAUAGAUUUUCUAUUGCGUUAUUGACUGUACGUUUUGUUUAUUCCAUAUGUAACUCUGUGUUAUUGUUGUUUUUACCGCACUGCUUUGCUUUAUCUUGGCCAGGUCGCAGUUGUAAAUGAGAGCUUGUUCUCGACUGGCUUACCUGGUUAAAUAAAGGUGAAAAAAAAAACAAACAGCAGCCCUGUGUUCUGAAUUUAUCACUACAUGUUGAAGGGGAAGUGCUCAGUUCCUCAUCGUAAAAGCUUUUCAAUCCCUUUACAACAAAGACAACGGCCACACUUUCUAUGUACCACCUGUGUGCAAGGUAUUGCAAAUUGAUUCGUAGGAUGUUUGGUCGCCUGUAUAAAGGCUGUUCUAAGAUACAGUAGUCAGUCACAGUUCAAUCUGAGUAUGAGACAAAAUAGACCACGCCUACGAACGGUUGAAAGCAGCGGAUGGCCCGGCCGUCCUAUCGCCUUUGACCACAGUACGUCGGCCAUCAUUUUCUAUUAAUUUCCAAACGAUUCUACAUGUAAUAUCAACACUGAUCUACUGCACACGACCGACCUUCGUUAUGGUGUUUCUUCCUCUGACCCCUGUCUGUCUGCCCCCCAGGUGGUGGUGACUAACACCGUCCCUCACGAGGUACAGAAGCUCCAGUGUCCCAAGAUCAAGACAGUGGACGUCAGUAUGAUCCUGGCCGAGGCCAUCCGCCGCAUCCACAACGGGGAGUCCAUGGCCUACCUGUUCCGCAACAUCACGGUGGAUGACUAGGGCCAGAGACAUAGGGUUGAGUCUGUGCUGGAGGUGAGGUGUUAGGAGAAAGGCUGGUGGUACAAACGGUAUGCUUCCCUCCUCUCUCCACAAUGCUAGAAGUGCAUACUGUUCCUGUUGUCUGCACCUUCACACAGCCUAGUUCAGAUGACUAGGACGAGGGAGAGUACCGUCAUCAUAUCCCCUCUUACAAACCAAUCAAAUGCAUUUUCAUCAGCUUUUAGUGCCAAAACAUAACAUGGAGUUGCUCAAUAAAAGUGCUAAAAGAA
Coregonus sp. 'balchen' is the source of this 18444-nucleotide messenger RNA. The record is from the annotation of a GenBank genome assembly. Lineage: Eukaryota; Metazoa; Chordata; Actinopteri; Salmoniformes; Salmonidae.